AGGAAGGAAGCUUACUUUUGUUCAUGGCCGUACCCUCAAGUCUAGAUCAGUGCUUGGGAUAUAGUUAGGAAUUUAGUAAAUAUCUGUUGAGUAAGUGAAUGAAAAUAAGAAAAAUUCCAGAAGGUAAUAAAUGCUGUGCAGGGAAUUUAAACAAUGAUAUAGGGCAGCUUACCAGAUGGCAGUUUGUAUUUGGAUAGAGAGGGUAGGCUUGUCUGGGAAGAUGGUAUUUAAACUGAGUCUCAAUGAGGAAAGAGCCAGCCUUGCAAAGGUGAAAGGAACUGUAUUCUUGCUGGAGGGAACUGGUAGAACAAAUGUCCUGAGGUAGGAGUGAGCUGGCUUUGUUCAAGGACAGACAGAAGGCUGCAGUUUAAGGACCUAGAGAAGAGGGCAAUGGGGUUGUCUUGGAGAUAGAGAAAGCAUGGCUUGAGUAAAUGACUGGAGUGAAGGAAAACUGGGAAAGCUGUGGAAAACUCAGAGCGUGGGGUAGGAAGAAUCCAGAGUUCUCCUUCAGUUGUUGUGAGUCCAUGUGGAUCUGUCAAGGAGGCAGUUGGAUGUACUAGUCUGUAGUUCUGGAAAGAGCUCAGAACUUGAGUUCUCUAUCUGAAUUUAAAAGUAUUUUGCAUAAAUAAUGAUUAAAGACAUAGGACUGGGUGAGAUCAUCUAGGGAAGACAUACAAUAUAUGAAUUAGUUACGUUGAAAGGCUAAGCUUCCAUGACAGAGACACAGAGUACAAUGGCUCAAACAAGAUAGGCCUUUAUUUCUCUCUUGCGUAAUAACAGUCCAGUUCCCUCGUCACCAGGUCGCUUUCCUUCCUGACCAUUCAGGGAUCAUUUUCCUACUAUUGUCUUAUUCCUCUUUCUCUUAAGGUAUAUUGCAUGUUAUAAAGCCAGGUCCAUAGCCCUUUCUGUCAGCUUUCUGACCCAUGAUAAGGGAAAAGAGAAGCUUUGGCCAGAAAUGGCACAUACUGCUCCUGUUCACAUUUAAUUGCUGAGAACCUAGUCAUGUGGUCCCAGCUAACUUAAGGGCUUUGGGAAAUGGAGAGAAGCUAGCCAGCUGUGUGCCAGGCUACAGCCCUCUUGCUAAGAAGGGGAGAAUGAGUUCAGUGGGAGGUAGCAUUUCCUGCCAUACUGUAGACCAGGAGAGAGCGCUGGAGUUAAUUGAGCUUUUAGAAGUUAAGUUGAGGAACAUGAGCCGUUGGCAAAGGAGACUCAAAAGAAAAUGCCAAGUGAUACAGGAUUGGAGUGUCUUGAAAGCUAAGAGAAGAUAGUAGUUCAAAAAGUAGGGAGUAUUGUAUUUAAUGACACUUACAAGGUUGAGGUAAAUAGAAAUAGCUGUUAAUUUUGAUAACAUGGAAGUAAUUGAUGACUUUUAUAAAUGUAGUGUCGGUGGAACGGGUUGAGGGGAGAAUGUGAAGUGGGGAAAGUAAAAAGAAUAACCAAGAAAAUUUGCAGUUAAGAGGGAAAAACAAGGCCAAUAACUGAAAGGGGCCUUUAGAGUAAGGGGUGUUUUUUGUUGUUAUUUUUAAAAUAAAAGAUGCUAAGCUUGUUUGUCGGCUGAUAGAAAGAACUCAGUAGAAAGAGAGAAAAUGAUACAGAAAAGAAAUGUUACUUGCAGGAGUGGAGUUCUUGAAAAGACUUAGGAGUUGAGAUUAAAGCCUGACUGUAUCAAGAUUUAAUUAGGAUAUGCUGCUGCUGGAAAUGGCAAUUGGUACAACCACUUGUUUAAAACUUUCAAACAAUGCUAUAUAUUGCUUAACAUAAAUAUGUUAAAUAGUAAAAGUGUGGAUGGAAACCUUAAACACUCACUUUCUGAAAUUGUUUCUCUAGGGAGAAAGGGAAUGAGGUCACAGAGGGACUUUAGUUGUACCUGCAAUGUUUUAUUUCCUUUAAAAAUUUUUCUGAAGCAAAUAUGGUGUAAAGUUAAGAUUUGUUAAACCUGUCUUGCCUCUGUUUUAAAUGUUUCAUAAUAAUUAAAAAAAAUACAGGAAGAGUCAGUAGUGCAAAAUAAGGUGGUAGAAAUAAACGACAAUAAAUGUAAAUAAAGUCUCGAUGGCUGAAAAUCUAGUAAAAGUCCAUUGAAAGGUGGACUAAAAAGUAAUGACUUGGGUUGGAUAAUAAUCGAAAAUCCAGCUAUUUACCAGAAACACAACAAAAACAUAAAGACAUAGAGAAAUUGAAAAUAAAUGGAUUCAAAGAGAAGAAAGCUUGUGAAGUAGUUGAAAUACUUUAAAGCAUAACAUACUAUUAGGGCUAAAAAAAAGUCUGUAAACUAUGGUAAAAUGAAUAGAAUACUAGGAAGAUAAAAUUCUGAACUGGUUUGCACCUAAAAUCAGUUUCAAAAUAUAUAAAGUAAAAUAAACAGAAAUUACUAGGAGAUGUCAACAGGUGUGUAGUUGUAAUUGAGUUUUAAGAACAUUCUUUUUUGGAAAACAGAAAUGAGUGACCUGGACAAUAAAGAGAUGGUUAUCUUCAGAUUGGUUUCCUAAUCUAUACUGUUUAAAUGUUAAAAGAGCAUAGGAAAGUUAAAAGGAUGAGAAUAUAGAUCAGGGUUAUACAAACAAAAAGAAAACUAACAUUGUCGUCACAAUAGCACACACCUGAAAAAAAUGGAAAAGUUUUGUGAGGGAAAGGGAACAAGAGUCAUUAUUCAUAGAUAAUAUGAUUCUGUACAGAGAAAGUUUAAGAAAAUUUACACAUAUAUCAUUAGAAUAAGUAUUUGAAACUCAGUUGUAUCCCUGUAGCCAGUAAAAAUAAAUGACCGAAAUCUCUAUGGAGUUUACAAAAUAUAAGUGGACCUAAAAGGAGACCCAAAUAAGUAGAGGUAUACUAUGUUCAUGAAUAGAAAGACUCAGUACCAGAAAGACGUGAACCCUUCCCCAGAUUGAUCAGGUCAGUGCUUAAUGUUUAAAAAGAAAUUACCAUGAGUGUUUUAGGAUCAGGACAAGUUGGUCCUACAAUUAAUAUGAAAGAUAGUUUUGAAAAAAGAAUAUGAUAGAGGGCUUGGCUCUGCCAGAGCCUAUUACAUAGUUAGUAAUUACAGCAGUAGGCCCAGAAACAGACCCACGUAUGUAUGGGAAUGUAGUAUGUAAAGAGUUCCUAUUCAUUUGGGAAAGAUUGGACUAAUCAAUAAAUUAUGUUUAUUAUCUCACUGGCCCCCCCAAAAAAAAGAAAAGAAAAAUUAAGACUUCCUCAUUAUGUACAUCAGGGGGUCAGCAAACUUUUUCUGUAAAAAAACACAUAGUAAAUAUUGUAGGCUUUGAAGGCUAUUUGGUUGGCCUCACUCUCCUCUAUCCUUGUAGCCACAGACUAUACAGAAACACUAUGAAAAACUGGUGGUGGGCUGGACUUGGCCCUUGGGCUGUAGUUUGCUAUCCCUGAUAAUACAGAAAUAAAUGCUGGGUGAGUUGGAGCCCAGAAUUUGAAAAAGCAAAGUUUGAAAUCAUACAGAAGAAAAUAUAGGGGUAAGAAAUAAGACUUAGGAGAAAUCAAUCCACAUAAUGUAAGUUUGACUACAUCAAAAUUUAAAGUUUGCAUAUAAUAAAAUAUACCUCUAAGGUACUUGGUGGUGGAACCAGUUGUUCUUAGAAGUGGUUUGGAGGUGAUCAAGAGACAGUGGAAGAUGACUCCCAGAGUUUUGGCCUGAGAAGCUAGUGGGCAGUGGAAUUAUUUAUGAGAGGAGAAAAAGAUUGAUUUAGGAGCAGGUUUGGGGAAAGAUGGUAUGUCCCAUUUAGGCAGUGGAAUUAUGGAAGAUGGCAGAAAGGUAGUUAACUAUGAAUUUGAGAUCAAAAGGUACUCAGACUAGAAAGAGUACUUUGGGAGUUACAGCAUGUCUGUGGUAUUGAAAGCCUGAAGAAUAGCUGAGAUCAGCAAGGAAGUACAUAGGUAAGUAGAGUGGAGAGAAGGGGGACCAAUCUUGUCCCUGAGAAACUCCCAGCUGGCGGAGGAGAAGUCGGCCAGGGAUAAGCUGAGAAGGAGCCCCUGGAAAACGAGGAGUGGAGUUUCACGGAAGCCAUGCCAAGUUUCACGUUUCAACAGGGAGAUGGAGUCAGUUGGCAGAUGCAGCUGCAAACACCAGUCACCCCAACAUGGGGAUGGGUACUGAGAGACGUCGCUGGGAAUGUACAUGUUGAGUUCUGGUGUAUGGGGUGGGAGGUGCCUCUGAGACAUUCAUUUACACACGUUAUCUUAAUCACACAGUCAUUCUGCAGGCUUUUAACCAAGGUGAAAAGCAAAGAGCAGGAGAAGACCCCAGAUGUCAAGUCAGUCAAAGCUUCAAUAUCCGUACAUUCCCCACAAAAAAGCACUAAAAAUCAUGCCUUGCUGGAGGCUGCGGGACCAAGUCACGUUGCAAUCAAUGCCAUUUCUGCCAACAUGGACUCCUUUUCAAGUAGCAGGACCGCAACACUUAAGAAACAGCCCAGCCACAUGGAGGCCGCUCACUUUGGGGACCUGGGCAGAUCUUGUCUGGACUACCAGACUCAGGAGGCCAAAUCAAGUCUUUCAAAGACCCUUGAGCAAGUCUUGCAUGACACCAUGGUCCUCCCUUAUUUCAUUCAAUUCAUGGAACUUCGGAGAAUGGAGCAUUUGGUUAAGUUUUGGUUGGAGGCUGAAAGUUUUCACUCCACAACUUGGUCCCGAAUAAGAGCACACAGCCUGAACACGGUGAAGCAGAGCUCAUUGGCUGAACCUCUCUCUCCAUCUAAAAAGCCCGAAACCACAGCAGCUUUUGUAACCGAGUCUCUUAACAGGAGGCUGGAGGAUUCUGGCUCAGCCCAGCUGGAAGGAAUUGACUUAAAUACUAGAACUAGCAACUCCCAGAACCACUUGCUUUCCCAGGAGAGUGACCGUGCCCAUUCGCUCCACCUGGAGACAGCCAGGACAGGAACUCACCGGGGCUCCCUGGAAACCCAGGAGUCCUCCAGGCUCAUGGUAGCCAGUAGAAGUAGUCCAUCUUCUCCACUGAAGGAAUUAUCAGGAAAAUUAAUGAAAAGUAUAGAGCAAGAUGCAGUGAAUACUUUUACCAAAUACAUAUCUCCAGAUGCUGCUAAACCGAUACCAAUUACAGAAGCAAUGAGAAAUGACAUCAUAGCAAAGAUUUGUGGAGAAGACGGGCAGGUGGAUCCCAACUGUUUCGUUUCUGCACAGUCCAUAGUCUUCAGUGCAAUGGAGCACGAGCACUUUAGUGAGUUUCUACGAAGUCACCAUUUCUGUAAAUACCAGAUUGAAGUGCUGACCAGUGGAACUGUUUACCUGGCUGACAUUCUCUUCUGUGAGUCAGCCCUCUUUUAUUUCUCAGAGUACAUGGAAAAAGAGGACGCAGUGAAUAUCCUACAGUUCUGGUUGGCAGCAGACAACUUCCAGUCUCAGCUCGCUGCCAAAAAAGGGCAGUAUGACGGACAGGAGGCGCAGAAUGACGCCAUGAUCUUAUACGACAAGUACUUCUCCCUCCAGGCCACACACCCUCUUGGGUUCGACGAUGUUGUGCGACUGGAAAUUGAAUCCAACAUUUGCCGGGAAGGUGGGCCACUCCCUAACUGUUUCACAACUCCAUUACGUCAGGCCUGGACGACCAUGGAGAAGGUCUUUUUGCCUGGCUUUUUGUCCAGCAAUCUGUAUUAUAAAUACUUGAACGAUCUCAUCCACUCGGUUCGAGGAGACGAGUUCCUGGGAGGGAGUGGCUCGCUGACGGCUCCAGGCUCUAUGGGUCCUCCUGACGACUCCCACCCUGGGGCUGCCGACAGCGCCACCUCUCAGUCCAGUGUGAAAAAAGCCAGUGUUAAGAUUCUGAAAAAUUUUGAUGAAGCGAUAAUUGUAGAUGCUGCAAGUCUGGAUCCAGAAUCUUUGUAUCAACGGACAUAUGCAGGGAAGAUGACGUUUGGAAGAGUUAGUGACUUGGGUCAGUUCAUCCGAGAAUCUGAGCCUGAACCUGAUGUAAAGAAAUCAAAAGGAUCCAUGUUCUCUCAAGCUAUGAAGAAAUGGGUGCAAGGAAAUACUGAUGAGGCCCAGGAGGAGCUAGCUUGGAAGAUUGCUAAAAUGAUAGUCAGUGAUGUGAUGCAGCAGGCCCAGUGUGAUCAGCCGUUAGAGAAGUCCACAAAGAUAUGACUCAGACCUGAGAUCAAGGAAAUCUGCUUUUGGAAAAUAAGAAAACUUUUUUCCUUUGGUGGAUUCCUCACCGCAGCCAAUGAAAACAGCACUGUAUUUCUUCUCACUGUCGUUCCCAGGAAAGAAGGGCAGACAAUCCCAGACUUCCACCAUGGAGAGCGGCUCAUAGACGCCCUACCACCCAGAUGAUCGCACAGUGACAGUCAGAGAGACCAAAGGGCACUGUUUACACUACUAGAGAUUAAUCGUUUUCCAAUGGCAAUAACCCAUCCACAGAAGAAUUUAGCCCAUGGGGAUCUGCAGGGCCAGGUGCCAUGGGAGGCGGGUGGGCGUGGAGCUGGUGUUUGAUGCGCCGCUGUGGCGGUCUCCCACCCCAGCAGCAGCAUGAGGCAGAUGCCUGGGGUGCUUUGCUUCAUCUCCUACACAAACAGGUGAGUCGGCCUGGCCCCAGCCAGGCAGAGCAGUGCCGGCAGAUGGCUUUCCUUCCUGGGAACGGCCUGCACAGAGGUGUUCAUCUGGAAGGAAGAUGAGAGGUCACGGGUCAAGUUGUGACAUUGUCCUUCCCUUUGGUGGCAGUUUGCCAUUUUCACAUUUUAAUAGCUCCCGGGAUGCAGUACACGUAAAUCAGCUCCUCUGCUGGAGGGGCCACCCUCUGCACUGUGAGCAUCAGGCCCUGCUCCUCCAACUUCUGUGCUCUGGAUUCAUCCCUCCCCUCACAGCACACAAGGAAAGGAAUUUGCAACAACCAUCACUCCAGUUUUCCCAGUUGUACACUUUUUUAAAGCAGGUGGUGGGCAGGGGUGUGGGCGGGCAAGGGUGGGGGAGAAAGGCCCUCCUCUGACCCCCGCCGCCCAUCUUUGCUGCGCCGGCAGUGUGCAGCUCGUGGCCUUUCUCCUUCGUCCAUGGUCAUGAGAGGCCCCUCGCUGCAGUUCCACUCCAUUGGCCUCAGGGUCUGGGCCACACUGCCUUCAGCGGAGCCACCCUGGUGGUAAGCACACUCCAUGGCGGGCGCUGCCAGUAUGGCCUCGCCGCCCAGACUAUUGGGGGAAGAACGUUCUCUUAGGUGUUAACUGCUUUUGCUCAGACUUUGCAAAAAAAAAAAAAAUAUAUAUAUAUAAAUACAUAUAAAUAUAUAAUUAUUAAUCACCUCUGUCCUUGAGAAAGUCUUGAAUGAAUAGAGUUCCUUCCACUGCAAUACCUGACUGUGCAAGAGGCACGCCAUUUCAUCAACAGACGAAGCAGAAAGGCUGUGUGUGGGUUUUGGUACUGUGUACCACCUCUGUUACUCCUCUAAAGCCAAGUGUUCAUGUACUUAAACCAUAUUCUAUUUAAUUGUGUUUGAUUUUAAAAUAUAUAUAUAUAUAUAUGAAUUAUAUUUAAAAUUGUGUCAACUUUCUGCUUUCAGGGCAUUUAUGGCUCCUCUAUUGAAAUGCGUUGAUUCUUCCCAGUAUUUCCAUUUGCUUUACAAGAACCCAGAACAGCCACUCCUGGACUCAGCCCUGUGUUUGGAGCGUGUGGCAUAGACCCAAGUAUUAUUAGUUGCCUGUGCUGUGAUUGACUCACUUUGUUCUUUUAACAGAAUACUUCCAUCCAUGUCACUUUGCUUCAGUCUUUAAAUAAUAGAAAAGCAAUAUAAAGUUCAUAGAAUAAACUGUGGUUUUGGGUGA
This is a messenger RNA of Bubalus bubalis (water buffalo), 7769 nucleotides long. It is a transcript of the gene AKAP10, whose product is annotated as A-kinase anchoring protein 10. Gene Ontology annotation, biological process: intracellular protein localization. Gene Ontology annotation, cellular component: plasma membrane. The transcript has 15 exons. NCBI's taxonomy places the organism in Eukaryota, Metazoa, Chordata, Mammalia, Artiodactyla, Bovidae. The coding region runs from base 4012 to 6102 and encodes 696 amino acids. Gene Ontology annotation, molecular function: protein kinase A binding. The record is from RefSeq and is a predicted model, not a curated record.